Marmota monax (woodchuck) is the source of this 5640-nucleotide messenger RNA. It is a transcript of the gene Iqsec1, whose product is annotated as IQ motif and Sec7 domain ArfGEF 1. Gene Ontology annotation, molecular function: guanyl-nucleotide exchange factor activity; protein binding. Gene Ontology annotation, biological process: actin cytoskeleton organization; regulation of ARF protein signal transduction. NCBI's taxonomy places the organism in Eukaryota, Metazoa, Chordata, Mammalia, Rodentia, Sciuridae. The record is from RefSeq and is a predicted model, not a curated record. The coding region runs from base 408 to 3689 and encodes 1093 amino acids. The transcript is spliced from 14 exons.
GAUUCCGCCGAAUGUAACUCAGCUGCCAAAAGAGGCCGGGCUGUGUGUAUCUCCGCUGUUCCCCGGGGACGUCCCUGUCCUCGGCCACCGGACAGGCAGGAGGUGGAAGCGUCCUGGCCCAGGUGCCUGCUGGGCCCUGGGACCUGGCUGGGGACACAGGCUCACCGCGAUCGCCGACCCCCAGGCGCCCAGGAUGAGGGGCCCGGGACCCCGCGGCUCCACCCAGCCAGAGCCUGUCCCCGGGUCCCCAGGGGGGCCCCAGAAGCACCCGCCACCAGGGACAGCGUGACCAGCCUGGCUUUGUGUGGCUCUUUGUAUUGGAGGCGGGGACUGCGGGGCGGGCGGCCGUGAGCGGGCCCCGGUGGCCAGUGCAGCGUCCACAGCCGCCGCGGACACCAGGAGGGAGCAUGGUCAAGUUCAAGGCCAUCUGUCUGGAGUACUGGCAGCUGCUCUGCCUGCAGCCCCUGCCCGGCUACCAGAGCGUCGAGGGCGAGGCCCCCAGCAGUGAGACCGGCACGUCCCUGGACAGCGCUGCGGCCUACCACCAGGGCCCGCUAGUGCCCGGGGCCAGCCUCAGCCCGGAGCACUGCGAGCUCACGCCCGGCACCUAUGGGCUGCACGCGGGGCCGCAGCGCCCACGGAGACCCCGGCUGCAGCACUCCACGUCCAUCCUGCGCAAGCAGGCCGAGGAGGACGCCAUCAAGCGCUCGCGGUCACUCUCCGAGAGCUAUGAGCUGUCCUCAGACCUGCAGGACAAGCAGGUGGAGAUGCUGGAGCGCAAGUAUGGGGGGCGCCUGGUGACCCGCCAUGCGGCGCGCACCAUCCAGACGGCCUUCCGCCAGUACCAGAUGAACAAGAACUUUGAGCGCCUGCGCAGCUCCAUGUCCGAGAGCCGCAUGUCGCGCCGCAUCGUGCUGUCCAACAUGCGGAUGCAGUUCUCCUUCGAGGGUCCCGAGAAGCUGCACAGCUCCUACUUCGAGGGCAAGCAGGUCUCGGUGACCAACGACGGCGCCCCGCUGGGGACCCUGGUGCCCGCCGAGUGCGCGGAGCUGGGGGAGCCGCCCGCCGCGCUGCCCCCCGCGGCCCCCGCCGGCGACUUCGCGGACGCCAUCACGGAGUUGGAGGACGCCUUUUCCCGGCAGGUGAAGUCGCUGGCUGAGUCCAUCGACGACGCCCUCAAUUGUCGCAGCCUGCACGCCGAGGAGGCGCCCGUGGCCGAGGUGGCCCGCGCCCGCGACAGCGAGCCGCCCCCGGCCUUGCACGGCUUAGACCCUCACAAGCUGGACGAGAUGACAGCCUCCUACAGCGACGUCACGCUCUACAUCGACGAGGAGGAGCUGUCGCCGCCCCUGCCGCUGUCGCAGGCCGGGGACCGACCGUCCAGCGCGGAGUCGGACUCGCGGCUCCGGGCGGGUGGCGCGGCCGCGGACUAUUGGGCGCUGGCGACGCCCGAGGAGCGCGCGGACGCGGAUGCGGGUGGCACGGCGUCCCUGGAGCGACCCGAGCCGCGGCUGCGCGCCGGGCGCCUGCCCCUGCUGACCAUCGAGCCGCCCAGCGACAGCUCGGCCGACCUCAGCGACCGCUCGGAGCGAGGCUCGCUGCAGAGGUCGGGCGCCUACGAGCGCGGCCGGGUCGGGCCACAGGGCAGCCCCAAGCGCAUCGCGCACGGCGUCAAGGGGACCCGCGACGAGCCCGAGCCCCGCACCCGGCCGCCGCGGCCCUUGGAGGGCCACCUGGCCAUCAAUGGCUCGGCCAACCGGCAGAGCAAGUCGGAGUCGGACUACUCGGACGGCGACAACGACAGCAUCAACAGCACGUCCAACUCCAACGACACCAUCCACUGCAGCUCCGAGUCGUCGUCGCGCGACAGCCUGCGGGAGCAGGCGCUGAGCAAGCCCUCCUACCACAAGGAGGCGCGCCACAGCUGGGACUCGCCCGCCUUCAGCCACGACGUGGUGCGCAAGAGGCACUACCGCAUCGGCCUCAACCUCUUCAACAAGAAGCCUGAGAAGGGCGUGCAGUACCUCACUGAACGCGGCUUCGUCCCCGACACCCCCGUGGGCGUGGCCCACUUCCUGCUGCAGCGCAAGGGUCUCAGCCGCCAGAUGAUCGGCGAGUUCCUGGGCAACCGGCAGAAGCAGUUCAACCGCGACGUGCUCGACUGCGUGGUGGACGAGAUGGACUUCUCUGCCAUGGAGCUGGACGAGGCCCUCAGGAAGUUCCAGGCCCACAUCCGGGUCCAGGGCGAGGCCCAGAAAGUGGAGCGGCUCAUCGAGGCCUUCAGCCAGCGGUACUGCAUCUGCAACCCCGGGGUGGUGCGCCAGUUCCGGAACCCGGACACCAUCUUCAUCCUGGCCUUCGCCAUCAUCCUGCUCAACACGGACAUGUACAGCCCCAACGUCAAGCCUGAGCGCAAGAUGAAGCUCGAGGACUUCGUCAAGAACCUGCGAGGAGUGGACGACGGUGAGGACAUCCCCCGGGAGAUGCUGAUCGGCAUCUACGAGCGCAUCCGGAAGCGGGAGCUCAAGACCAACGAGGACCACGUGUCCCAGGUGCAGAAGGUGGAGAAGCUCAUCGUGGGGAAGAAGCCGAUCGGAUCCCUGCACCACGGGCUGGGCUGCGUGCUGUCCCUGCCCCACCGGCGGCUGGUGUGCUACUGCAGGCUCUUCGAGGUCCCCGACCCCAGCAAGCCCCAGAAGCUGGGCCUGCACCAGAGGGAGAUCUUCCUCUUCAACGACCUGCUGGUGGUCACCAAGAUCUUCCAGAAGAAGAAGAACUCGGUGACGUACAGCUUCCGACAGUCCUUCUCCCUGUGCGGCCUGCAGGUCCUGCUCUUCGAGAACCAGUACUACCCCAACGGCAUCCGGCUCACGUCGGCUGUCCCCGGGGCGGACAUCAAAGUGCUCAUCAACUUCAACGCGCCCAACCCCCAGGACCGGAAGAAGUUCACCGAUGACCUGCGGGAGUCGGUGGCCGAGGUGCAGGAGAUGGAGAAACACCGCAUCGAAUCGGAGCUGGAGAAGCAGAAGGGCGUCGUGCGGCCCAGCAUGUCCCAGUGCUCCAGCCUCAAGAAGGAGCCGGGCAACGGGGCGCUGGGCAGGGCCUGCUUGGACGACAGCUACGCCGGCGGGGAGGGCCUCAAGCGCAGCGCCCUCAGCAGCUCCCUGCGCGACCUCUCGGAAGCGGGGAAGCGAGGGCGCCGCAGCAGUGCAGGAUCGCUAGAGAGCAAUCUGGAAGGGUCCGUCAUUAGCAGCCCGCACCUGCGCCGGAGACCGCCCGCCCGCGAGGGCCCGCCGCGCGCGCCCGCGCCCGCGCCCGCCUCGCUGCUGGGCUCGCUGUUCGGCAGCCGCCGCGGGAAGCCCCCGCCCCCCGGCCCCGGCGGCCCGGCCCCGGCGCCCCCCGAGGGCCACCACGCGCAGCACUGCCACCUGCCGCCCAACCCGCCGCCCUACCACCACCACCACCACUUCCACCCGCCCGCGCACCUGCCGCACGCGCACGCCUUCCACCUGGGCGCGCACGCCGGCCACGCCCCCUACGCGGCGCAUGCGCACGGCCACCCGCCGCUGCCCGCCGGCCACGCGCACGCCGGCCACGCCCACCCGGGCCACCACCACGGGCAGCCGCCCGCCCCGCCGCCGCCCGGAGGCAGCAAGGCCAAGGCCAGCGGCAUCAGCACGGUCGUGUAGGCGGCCGGCGGGGACCUCGACGGACCGGCCUCGGCUGCGUCCCCCGCCGCAGCCCAGGGCGGGCCGAGCAGGCGGGACCCCGCCCCGGCCCCGCGCCCGCGCACGCGCACGCGGCGUCCCCGCCGGGCGACGAGGACCAGGGAGCGGACCCCGUGGGCAGCCGGAGGACCGUCCCCGGCUCGCCGCGUCGCGCCUGUCGCCGGCCAGGGCGAGACGCUAGGUAGGCCUGAGCGGGCGGCGACAGUCCGCACGUAGACGUCACGUAGUAUAAACCUAUAAAUAGACGCGACACCGCAUCCCGCUGUACAGGUAGCUGCGACACCGCCCCAGCCCCACCCGCCAGGAAGGGCGCCCGGGGCCCGUGUGACAGGUGACAGUGGCCGGCACCCGCUCGGCCCGAGGAAGGAGUCCCCGGGUUGUGGCCCGCCCGGGCACAGCGUCACCGACUGGGCCGGGUGACAGUCCUGGGUGAGCCCCGCCCGCUCCGGGCGACCCUUUUAUGGACAGAGCGCCCCGCAGGCCCAGCGCGCUGUCACCCGGGAAGCGACAGGCACACGCAGUCCCCUCAGGAGCCGGUGUCCCUGGCCUCCGCCCCUCAGUCCCCCGGACGCUGUCGCCGGCCGCCGGAGCUGGACCUGAGCGCGGCGUCUCCUCCAAGCACAGCCCCCGCUCCUCCAGGUCCCCACGGGGCGCCCCGAGAACCGCCGCCCGCCCCCUGUCCCGUCCCGGAUGUCACCGGCCGCCGUGGAGGUGCCCCGAGCACCUGCAGCAGGGCGACUUGUGUCGUGGCCAUUGUGACUCCAUGUGCUCCUUACACCCCCAUGUCACCACUGAGGCCGCCCCAGACCCCCGCUGCCACCUGGUCCCCAGCCAAGGGGUGUCCCCACCUGACCCUGCUCUUGUUGCUUCUGUUUGGUGGUGACACCUCGGUCCCUGCCAGGGCCGCGCCUGAGUCACCCGCGGCCUCCUUUCCAGUUUGCAGCCCUGAGCCUGGGGACAGCGGGCCACCCAGGGCCAUCGGCUGUUUCCUUUCCUGUGCCCCUGUUGUGUCACUGAGGUCACCCACUGCGCCAUCCCGUGCCCCCUCUGCCAUGUCAUUGAGGUCACCCACUGCGCCACCCGGUCUGCAAAAGGAGCACUGUGUGGUCCCUGUGGCCGAAUCCCGCAGACAGGGCCCCGUGUCACGGCUCCAAGCCACUGUUGUGACGGGAAAGUGACAUGGGAUUGCAUGUCCUCGGUGCGUGGCUCUGUGUUGCACAUCUGCAGAACCUGCCCGUGCAUCUGUUGACAAAUGGCCCCGGGUGACAACAUUAGAUGUCAGCUUUUCUCCACCAUCUUUCCCAACCAAGGGUCGAGUCAAAGGGCACCUUUUAGAUUGUUCCAGAAAGAGACAUGGCAGGGCCUUCCUGGGGCCACGUGGACGCCCAGCCUCGGCCUCCCGCAGUGUCCCCUGUGCUGGGCCCACACUGUGGCGCCGGGAUGGGCCUGGUGACGGCUCCUGAGAAAGCGCAGCCUCUGGUCCUGACCCCUGGGGCUCCAGUGUCACCCAUGUUUUCUCAGAUGUUUCUGGAAGGGUGUCACCGGGUUCAGGAUGGGGGUCCCAAUUCUCAGACCUGGCUUGGGGAGCGUGAGCCACCAGCAAGCUGCUGUCCCCAUGUCACAUUCACGAGGCUGUGGGUCCCCACCUGUCACCCAGCCAUGGCAUCGUGUCCCCUGAGGUGGGAGCAGGUGGCAGACCUGGUGCAGCCAUGUCAUCUCUCUUCACUGUCAUAUUGGGGACACACGUGGGACUCGAGUCAAGCGAGCGGAGCAAGACCCCUCGGGGACACAGCUGGUCACGUCACACAAAAAGACAAUCUGGGACGACGAUGGGAUCAUGGAUUUGUAUAUUUUUUUUAAAGUUUCCACACGAGCUGUACAGCCAUGUAAAAUAAAGCCAUCGAAUACCCGC